UUUAGGGCUUUGCUCCCGGAAGCAGUUAUCCUUAUCGCAAGGCAAACGAGCUUUAUCGUGAUUCGUGUGCUACACCCAAUUGAUCCAGGAAUAUACACCAACAGCUGGGGUUUGUUGGCCGGAUUUGAAUUUUCCAUCGUAAUUGAGAACAUUUCUCAGUACUGGUUUUGAACAGUGUUGCAACCAGUAGAGACGAGCACUAUGGUGCUUCAGUUUAAGAUGUCAAUCGACACUGUACUGUCAUUGGUCAUCUGCUGCUAUGUACUCACCGGUACUACAGUGAUGAGUUGUCCAGCGCCAUGUUCGUGUGAUGGUGCACCUCGGUACACUGUAGAUUGCUCCACUCGCGGAUUAACAAUGGUGCCUGGUGGAAUACCGAAUACAACAAUAACUCUAUAUCUGAACUCGAAUCAACUUGCAAGCCUUCCUCCCAAUGUAUUUGCCAACCUAACACUCCUUCAGAAUCUGAAUUUGGGCACUAAUCAGAUCCCGAAUUUAAGUGAUGGUGUGUUCUCUGGUCUAACAAACCUCCAACAACUACAUCUGAACGAGAAUCAACUUGCAAGCCUUCCUCCCAAUGUAUUUGCCAACCUGACACUCCUUCAGGAUCUGUAA
This is a messenger RNA of Sycon ciliatum, 615 nucleotides long. RefSeq names its product leucine-rich repeat-containing protein 3C-like. Gene Ontology annotation, cellular component: extracellular matrix. Gene Ontology annotation, molecular function: protein binding. The coding region runs from base 202 to 615 and encodes 137 amino acids. The transcript is spliced from 6 exons. NCBI's taxonomy places the organism in Eukaryota, Metazoa, Porifera, Calcarea, Leucosolenida, Sycettidae. The record is from RefSeq and is a predicted model, not a curated record.